AGGCAUGAUAAUGAAAUUGCCACACAGGUAGACUUUAAAUAUCUUCCUGUUUGUGAAUUAGCUUCUAAAUGAAGCGAAUUUUAUAUUUGUCCUAUUUGGUAUUUAUUUGUUUGAAAGGGGUAGAAAGCUUAACAAAUCUUCAGAUAUAUACUGUUGGACAAGCUGUUCUUGGACCCAGUCAUCUGGAAUUAAGAUGUUCAUACAACCUAGAGUCCCGGGAUGAUAUAUUUUCUAUCGACAUAUCCGCUGAAUUGAACAGUCAGUUUAGAACAAUAGUCGCAUUUUAUCCAGAAAAUAGAAGAAAAGAUGGCACACUUCGAUAUGACGGGAAUUACCUAAAUGGAAGAGUUACAAUGAAUAAUCCCAAGCAAUCUUCUAAUGUCGCUGUACUGAUAUUCAAUCAAACUGAAUGUAUAGAUGAGACCAAGUACAAAUGUAGAGUUACUUAUGACAGUGACAUGGGUACACAGACCAAAGAAUCAGCCCCAACAGCCAUUGUAGUAGAAGGUAGUCCAGCAGAACCAGAUAGUGUACCAAGCUAUAUACCCUCAGUGGUAGAAGAAGGUAAUACAGUUGUCUUCACCUGUACUGGAAAUGUAGGGAAACCGCAGGGUAAAUUUAGAUGGAUUCUAUAUAGACGUAACGCCAAUGGUAUGAUAAUACAAGAAUCGCUGUAUGAAAACAAAACUUCAACAGGACUUCAAAUGCCAGGAACCUGCACAUUUAAUGGUACCAGUCAACUCACACUUCAGAUGGAAAGUCUGGACAACAACGCAGUAGUGAGGUGUCAAGUGGUUUAUCAAGCUGUGCCACAGGGACAUUUAUAUAAACAAACAACUAACAUAAAUGUUUAUUACAGCGUGAGGAAUGUUACAGCAGCAAAGUCAAAAUUAAACGACACUUACGACCCAGGAAGCAUCACGUUGACCUGUACAUCAGAUGGUAACCCAGCUGUUAGAAAUGAAGACUAUAGAUGGUACAAAAUGUCCCAGCAAUACACAGUCAUAGGAACUGGAUCCCAGCUAACCGUUACAAAUGCUACUGUUGGGGAAUCAGACGUCUAUCUUUGUGUGGCACAAAACAGUUUCAAUGGGAAAACAUUUAGCUCAAAUAGCUCAAUAGAGGUUAAAAUAGGUAAGAUUCUACAAUCAUAAACAACCACAAAUGAGGCACUUUAAAAAUCAGCAUAUACUAACACAUUUUGGAAUACAAAGCUGCAGUUAUCUUUGUUUUGAUAUCUAGUCACCAAGCGAAUGUUUAUGUUUUCAGAAAGUAUAACAGUAAAGAUGGUAAUUAAAGAGUGUGGCAAUGGCAGUAAUAUGCAAUGAACACAACUUUCAAAUUCAAUAAUAAUUUACUGUCACUCCUACUAAAGAAUAUAAAAAUAUGAAGGUGUGGAAAGAUUGCCAAUGAGACAACAGUUACUAUCAACCAGAGACCAAAUGACGUUCAUAUAAGCAAUUAUAGGACACCAUAAGGCCUUCAACAAUGAUCAAAUCCCAAUACAGUAAAAUAACCUAUAAAAGGUCGGGGUUUAUAGCUUUUUAUGCGGUACGGGUUUAUCUCAUUGUUGAAGGCCGGACGGGGACCUAUAGUUGUUAAUUUCUAUGUCAUUUGGUCUCUGGUUUCAAAUAAACGAAAAAUCAAAUAUGAUAAACAACGAUAAACACUGAAAUUCAGACUCCAACUCCUGAUACUCACUAUAAAAAAAAAACACAUAAAAUUACAAAUAUACUUAGAUAAUAGACUACUAGAUCUUUCAAAAUUUAGAUAUCUAUGAACUGUUCUGCAUGUUAUGUAAGACAACAUGUCAACUCGUUUGACAGGAUUCAAUCAUACGAUGAGCAUCUUCUUAAAAUGUUUAAACCAAUUGGAUGAAUGUACUUAUCGCAUAUAUAUACUAAUUUGUAACUUGUAUUGUAACAUACUAUUUUAUUGCAAGUUAGUAUUAUCAGGGUAUUAUCGGUGAUAAUAGACAGAACACAUUGACAAAUUCAAAAUGAAAACUUAUCAGUAAAAAUAUAAAUACUUAGUGAAUCGUUACUUUUCAUUUAUUCGUUCGUUGAAUUCAUUCAUUCAUUAAUUUAUCCAUUCAUUCAUUUAUUCAUUAAUUCAUUCAUAUGUUAUGUGCAUUUGUGAUAUCGGCUGACUUUGUUCAAUUGGUUUAUACCAAACUAAAACUGUAGAACGUAAUUGUAUUAUAAUUACGGUUAUUUGUGUCAAAAUGAGAAGUUCCAAAUGUAAAUUCUUUUGGGCGCUGUAUUUAAAAUGUUUAACAAUGAAAUUGUAUAGAAUGUGUAAAACGGUUACAUCAAACACAACGCGAACAUGAUUUUAAGAAAAAAACAGACUGGCAGUAACUAACUAAACAAAGGAUACAGAUUUUAUGUAGAUAUUUUACUGGUAAGUAUCAUAUAUCAUAGAUAUAAAAUGGAUUUCUUAACAAGCAUCACAACGAGCAUUAUAUAUAUUUAUCCGAAUAUAAAAGUAAGAAGAUGUGGUAAGGUUGCCAGUGCGAGAACUAUCCAAAAGAGACCAAAUGACGUAGAUUUAGACAACUAUAGGUCACGGUUACGACCUCAUGAGCAAAAGCCAUACCAUAUAGUCUGCUAUAAAAGGCCACGUGACAUGACGAUAUGUAAAACAAUUCAAACGAAAACCCAAACGGCCUGAUUUAUAUACAAAACAACAAACGAUACACAAAUAUAUAUGAUAUACAACAACCACUGAAUUACAGGCUCCUGACAGAUACAUACAGAACGAGGCGGGGUGAAUGCGGGCGUAUAUAUGUAUAUUAAAGACAAUUGUAAAAUAGAUCUGUAUUUUGUCAUCCAUUUUAUGUUCUUAAUCAAUUAUAAGAUUUACAAAUGCUGCAUUAAUUAGGCCGGAUCAUUUCGAAAAAAGAUAGUAAUGGCAUGAUUAUAUAUACUGAUAAUUGGGACACAAAUAUUAGGCGUAUUAUUUCUAAAACAUUAGUAUGAUAUUCUAUCAAUAAGUUUUUUUAAGCAAGGAAAAAACAAAAAAAAUAUUUUAAUUACAUUUAUAUAGCUUGCGUGUACCAAUUUGCAUAUCCGUUUAUUAUCAUCCUUUUUAUAAUGAAGACAUUUACAAUAUCCUGGCCUUUAUAUAAAAAAAAACAUUGCUGCCAUUGCUAAGUUUAAAAUCCGCCGAAUGUCAGUAAGUUAUUUAAUCAUUCUUUUUUGCAGUUACUUAACAUACAUAAAUAGUAGAAGUCUGAUCAAAUAUUAAAAAUCACUCUCUAAUGGUCUAUAUAAAAUUGAGAAUGGAAAUGGGGAAUGUGUCAAAGAGACAACAACCCGACCAUAGAGCA
Messenger RNA from Mytilus californianus (California mussel), 3331 nucleotides. RefSeq lists its product as uncharacterized. The record is from RefSeq and is a predicted model, not a curated record. Bases 69 to 1154 code for a protein of 361 amino acids. NCBI's taxonomy places the organism in Eukaryota, Metazoa, Mollusca, Bivalvia, Mytilida, Mytilidae. The transcript is spliced from 4 exons.